Molecule: messenger RNA, 1569 nt
Organism: Microcebus murinus (gray mouse lemur)
Lineage: Eukaryota; Metazoa; Chordata; Mammalia; Primates; Cheirogaleidae
Gene: CLEC4C
Product: C-type lectin domain family 4 member C
Source: RefSeq, a predicted model, not a curated record
GUCACAUCUCUUCCUUUGCAAGAGUAGACGCAGAAGGAUCUACGAACUUGGCCUGUUUGAAUGAAGCCAGACCCCCAGGGAAACAUCUUCCGGGAGAGCUCCUGGGACUCCUGGUCAGAGGAAGCCAAAAGGGGGUGUGUGCACACACAAUGGCGCCAGAAGGACCUCCGCAAGACAGAGAGAAAGAGGUCUGGUGGCUCCAGGUGAAGGUCUGGUCUAUGGCUGUGAUAUCCAUCUCUCUCCUCAGCGCCUGUUUCGUUGUGAGCUCUGUGGUGACUUACAGUAAUUCUGUGUAUAGCAAAAACAAGAAGCUGUCCAAGUUACAAGAAUAUCAACAGUUUUAUUCAAGUCUGACCUGCGUCAUCGGAGGAAAGGAGGUAGAAGAUUGGAGCUGCUGCCCAACACUCUGGAGUUCAUUUCAGUCUAGCUGCUACUUUGUUUCUGCUGUGAAGCAGUCUUGGGCUGAGCAUUGGAAGAACUGCUCCAGGAUGGGGGCUGCCCUAGCGGUGAUCAGCACUGAGGACGAACAGGAUUUUAUCACCCAGAAUCUGAAUGAAGAGUCUGCUUAUUUUAUGGGGCUGUCAGAUCCCGAAGGCCAGAGAACAUAUUGCAUAUGGGUUGAUCGAACACCAUACAACGAAAGUGCCACAUUCUGGCACUCAGGUGAACCCAAUAACCCUUCAGAGCGUUGUGUCAUAGUCAAUUUUCGUCAUCCUUCACGACAAUGGGGCUGGAAUGAUAUUGAUUGUCAUGAACCUGAGAAGUCGAUUUGUGAGAUGACGAAGAUCUACUUAUAAUGGAACACUUUCUAUGGAGAUGUGUUUGGAUGGGCAUCUACCAUUAUAGACAGAUAAUUUGCUUUUUAUUUAUAUGCAAGCUUUAUACAGGGGAUGCCCAUAAAAUUUUUCAGUAAUCUGUCACCUAUUCCACUUAUGACAGAAUCGGUUCACACAUUCAUUCAUUCAUAAAAUGAGUGCUUAUUGAGCAUUCUCGCACGCCACAGUCCACAGCAGCCCAUUACAGACAAACAGGGAGAAUGCACCUCCUCUCCUACUCUCUGACAGCUGAGGGGUCAGGUGCCUGUUACGGGCUGGACUGCAUCCCUACCCUCCAAAGUCAUACGUCGAAACACCUCCAGUACUAUACUGGGAGAAUCUUUUAAGAGGGGAUUGAAAUGAGGACAUUAGAGUAAGCCCUAAUCCAAUCUGACCGAAGUUCUUAUCGGAGGAAACUUGAACACAAGACAAGACCGCAGGGUGCAUGUGCACAGAGGGACUACCUCGUGGAGAUGCAGCAAGAGCCGGCCAUCUGCAAGUGAACCAGGGUGCUCGGAGCAAACCAGCCCUGCUGGCACCUUGGUCUUGCACUGUCAGCCUCCCGAACCGAGAGAAAAAGAAGGAUUUGUUGUGUAAGCCACGCAGUCUGUUCUAUUUUGUUAUGACAGCCCUAGCAAGCCAGUAUGGUACUAAUAUCGGUAUUUGAUGCAGUCUUCCUGUGUGUGUCUGGUCAAAAUAUUUUUCAUUUCUUUCAGACUUAUUACCUUUAGCUAAAAGCAUACUAUGUGGCAGG